AUGUUUGAAACAAAGCCAAGCAUUAAGUGCCCUCCAUUCGCAAUUACCUUCUUCGCCGUGUUUUUGUGGAUGACUGCAUAUUUGUCACUAUGCCCAUUCAAUUUCAUUGUUUCAUUUCUGGUGAGAUUAACCUCAAUGGUGGUCAAAGAGUUCUUUCAUUUGCCAGUUUUCCUCAUCCUGUUGGUAUUGUUUCAUUCAGUAAAUACUCAGUAUCACCGGGAUUCACGCGAAAACUCCUUCUCUGGAGGAGCAAUCGGUGAUGUAUGUUUGCGGGAAUCUUAUCUUGACGUCAGAUGCCAAAGCUUUAACUAUGUGUUCAUCCAAGAAAAGUGUGAGUUGAGCAAUCGCAUAAAGGAAGCCAGGCCUGAAGAUUUUGUACCCAACUCUGAGAGGUAUUACUUCAGACGAGAUACGUAGAGAGGUGGGCGUUAAGGCAAAAUGAUUCGGCCAAUUGUCUUAAAGGGGAAGACAUCGCGUUUUUCUCUUUACAUUCUCGUUUUCUUAUUUUCUAGCUAUUCUCGGUGCCAUUCCAGAGCUGUCUGCAGACUCGUGCAAGGAAAUCAAGGCGAGUGAAGGUGGACAGGUGGUCAGCGGCAAACACUGGCUGAAUUUCGUCAAACCUGACACUCCUGUGUUGACUCACUGUGAAAUGAAAACCGUAGGUAGAGGAAGAAAGUUAAACAGAAUGGAUAUACACUAAAAAGUAUUGUACAUAGCGUAAAAGCUAACGGUAAGCUUUUCUGUCAGGUACAAUACUAUCUUGUUGUCGAUCGUAAGUCUGAUCGUUUGGUAGAAACACACAUAGUAAGUCUUUUCCUGGUACACCAGGAAAAGACUUACUAUGUUAAAGAAAAGAUAAAUUGUUCUUAGUCGUUUAAGAUUUCUUCCUCGGGAAACUAGUUAUGAAGCAGGAAGGAACUCUUUUGUCAGCCCUUACAGAGUAUAUGGCUGGCUCUUAAUCUAACAGCAGGAGACUAAAAUUAACUUAAAUCGCAUCACCCACGAAUAAGCGCCCGCGCAUUUCGAAACAUGGCAGAUCUUUUUUUUAAUCUUAUCUUUUCUCUUAUUUAUAUAUUUUAUAUCUUAAUCCAUGUACGGCAAUAGAUGACUGCAAGAAUUGCAUAUUCAUAGGAAUCUUUUUUUUUUCAAAUUAGGAUUUGAUAAAUCUUGACUCGUUUGCAUCCUACUAACUAAGGUGAACUCAUUGUUUAUGCUUUGCUUCAAUUCCCAGCACCAAGCAACGACUCAAUAUGUUAUUGGAAUGAUAUACAUAGAAACUCUUGGAAAGCCUGCCCGAUAAAGCUGUUUGACACUCACGCUCUAGGCCUUUUUUUUAAUGGUGAAUAACUUGAUUAAAGAGGAUCUGAACAAUAAUUUGCUUAAAAUUGUGCUUCAUGAUCAAUGGAUAUUGUAGCUCUAAACGCUUUGCAUAUUCAUCUACAGGCGAAUGUAAUACCUGCGUUAGUGUUUGUGAUGUGAACGCUGACUGGGAAAACACUCUGGGAUCGUAUCGCUGCUCUUGCAGAGCCGGUUUUUCUGGAGAUGGACAUACCUGCAAA
Messenger RNA from Pocillopora meandrina, 1559 nucleotides. The record is from the annotation of a GenBank genome assembly. NCBI's taxonomy places the organism in Eukaryota, Metazoa, Cnidaria, Anthozoa, Scleractinia, Pocilloporidae.